Messenger RNA from Panicum virgatum (switchgrass), 714 nucleotides. RefSeq names its product peroxidase 5-like. The transcript is spliced from 2 exons. Gene Ontology annotation, biological process: response to oxidative stress. Bases 1 to 714 code for a protein of 237 amino acids. Gene Ontology annotation, molecular function: peroxidase activity; heme binding. Lineage: Eukaryota; Viridiplantae; Streptophyta; Magnoliopsida; Poales; Poaceae. The record is from RefSeq and is a predicted model, not a curated record.
AUGGACUUCAUAAGGUAUGAUAAGAUUAGAGCACCCGAUCCUUUCAGCGGGUACGAGGCUGUGAACAAGAUCAAGGCGGCCGUGGAGGACGUCUGCCCGGGCAAGGUGUCGUGCGCCGACAUCCUGGCCUUCGCCGUGCGCGACUCGGUCGCCCGGUCGGCCGGCUUCACCUUCCCCAUCCCGUCCGGCCGGCGCGACGGCACCGCGUCGUCGGCGAUCUCCGUCUUCUCGGGCAUCCCGUCGCCGUUCUUCAGCGCGCAGCAGCUGAUCGACAGCUUCGCCGCCAAGAACCUGAGCGUGGACCACCUGGUGGCGCUCUCCGGCGCGCACUCCGUCGGCGUCGCGCACUGCUCGGCGUUCGCCAACCGGCUCCGGCCGACGGCGGACCCGGCACUGGACCCGGCGUACGCGGCGCAGCUGAGCGCGGUGUGCCCGGGCGGCGGCGCCGACCGGGCGGUGAACAACAGCCCCGUGGCGCCCGACACGCUGAGCAACCAGUACUACCGGAACGCGCUGGCCGGGCGGGUGCUGCUCACCUCGGACGCGGCGCUGCUGACCCGGGGCGACACGGCGGCGAGGGUGAACGCGAGCGCGGCCGACGCGACGGCAUGGAUGGCGCGGUUCGCGGCGGCGAUGGCGAGGAUGGCCGGCAUCGAGGUGCUCACGGGGGCGCAGGGGGAGGUCAGGAGGCUCUGCAACGUCACCAACAACUGA